Messenger RNA from Bubalus bubalis (water buffalo), 3467 nucleotides. RefSeq names its product adaptor related protein complex 3 subunit mu 2 (gene AP3M2). The record is from RefSeq and is a predicted model, not a curated record. Gene Ontology annotation, cellular component: clathrin adaptor complex; cytoplasmic vesicle. Gene Ontology annotation, biological process: endocytosis; intracellular protein transport. The transcript is spliced from 9 exons. NCBI's taxonomy places the organism in Eukaryota, Metazoa, Chordata, Mammalia, Artiodactyla, Bovidae. Bases 219 to 1475 code for a protein of 418 amino acids.
AGAACAGGGCGAGCGGCGGACCGCGGUCAAUCAGAGCGGAGGACGAGGCCCAAUCGGCAGCCUUCAGACGUGGGUCGCGGGCGGGCGGGGGGGCGCCCGGGGGCGGGGCCUGUCCGCGCGGCCGCAAGGUGGGCUCCGCGAAGAGCGAGCGGGGGCUGAGCAUUUGCAGAGGCUUUCAGACUGAAAAAGACUCUCUUCACUCACUGACUGUCUCCACCAUGAUUCACAGUCUUUUCUUGAUCAACUCCUCUGGGGAUAUUUUCCUGGAGAAACACUGGAAGAGUGUGGUUAGCCGUUCCGUUUGUGAUUACUUUUUCGAGGCACAAGAGCGAGCGACGGAGGCCGAAAAUGUCCCUCCGGUUAUCCCCACCCCGCACCACUAUCUCUUAAGUGUUUACCGUCACAAGAUCUUUUUUGUGGCUGUGAUCCAGACGGAGGUGCCACCUCUGUUUGUCAUCGAGUUCCUCCACCGGGUUGUGGACACGUUUCAGGAUUAUUUUGGAGUCUGUUCAGAGCCAGUGAUAAAAGACAAUGUGGUCGUGGUUUACGAGGUGCUGGAAGAGAUGCUGGACAAUGGGUUCCCACUGGCUACCGAGUCGAACAUCCUCAAAGAACUGAUAAAGCCGCCCACCAUCCUUCGAACCGUUGUCAACACCAUCACAGGAAGCACCAACGUGGGCGACCAGCUGCCCACUGGGCAGCUGUCCGUGGUACCUUGGCGACGAACGGGGGUGAAAUACACCAACAAUGAGGCCUAUUUUGAUGUGAUUGAAGAGAUUGAUGCCAUCAUUGACAAAUCAGGGUCCACCAUCACUGCCGAGAUCCAGGGGGUGAUCGACGCCUGCGUCAAGCUGACCGGAAUGCCCGACCUGACACUUUCCUUCAUGAACCCCAGGCUGCUGGAUGAUGUCAGCUUCCACCCCUGCGUCCGCUUCAAGCGCUGGGAGUCCGAGCGCAUCCUCUCCUUCAUCCCCCCAGACGGCAACUUCCGCCUGCUGUCCUACCACGUCAGCGCGCAGAACCUGGUGGCGAUUCCAGUGUACGUUAAACAUAGCAUCAGCUUCCGGGACAGUAGCUCACUCGGCCGCUUUGAAAUAACGGUGGGGCCCAAGCAGACCAUGGGGAAGACCAUAGAGGGGGUGACCGUCACCAGCCAGAUGCCCAGAGGCGUCCUGAACAUGAGCCUCACGCCGUCUCAGGGGACACACACGUUUGACCCAGUCACCAAGAUGCUAUCUUGGGAUGUAGGGAAAAUAAAUCCCCAGAAGCUCCCAAGUUUGAAGGGAACCAUGAGUCUCCAGGCCGGAGCUUCCAAACCGGAUGAGAACCCCACGAUCAACCUGCAGUUUAAGAUCCAGCAACUGGCCAUUUCUGGCCUCAAAGUGAAUCGUCUGGAUAUGUAUGGAGAGAAGUACAAACCCUUCAAGGGCAUAAAGUACAUGACCAAAGCUGGGAAGUUCCAAGUUCGAACCUGAAGCGAGAAUUUCGCAAAGCAGACGCUCACGAACACUUUUUCAUUUCUUAACCUGUCUAGAAGUAAAACCCAUCAGCCUGUCUCGUAGGUCCGUGCCCCACUCUGGACCCACCGGCUCCCGUUUUCCUUAGCCUUCAGCACCGUGGAGCGAAUCCAGGGAGACAGGGUCGCCGGGGGGCCGGGGCAGGACUCACCCACCAGCAUCUCCAACGCAGUUCUCAGAGCAGAGGCGUGGGUCGCAGCGGGAGGUACCUGACUGCGUGUUGAACUGUCUGUAACUUUGUAACGGGGUUAUCCCAGGAAAAGACCAGCGUUUGUUACUUGUUCGGCUGUAAUUUUCUUCAGCCAAGGGAAGACUUCUUUGUUUUUGUUUUUUAACCCCAGGGGGAAAAAGAACUAGAGCGGCACUUGGAAGGAAAGGAAUGUUAGUAGAGGAAGGCACGGGGAAGGCAUAGAGUGUGUGCACCCUCAUUAAAGUGAAGAGAAAGGGGCACCCAUCUCCACCCCCAGGAGGGGCUGGGAGGAACGGAGUGGAGUGAGUUUCCUUGUGAGCCCUCUGUUUGUAUACAAGCAUAAAGAUCUGUACUUCUAGAAGCAAACUGGAAGCUUCUUAAAUCGGAGCCCCCUGCUGACACAGAAGCCCCAGUGGGAUGGGACUUUUCCCUCAGAGGCUGGGACGCCGCUCCCACCAGCUUGCAGAGGCUGAGGGCUGCCUGCCCGCAGCAACGGGCCGCAGUCUCUGGUGAGACGGUGCCCUGCCCGCUCCCUGGGGGGCGGUGGUCUCAAAUACCUCUUUCCUUGAUCCACCCCUCCCCAAACAGCUCCACUCCUUCACAGAAUUGUUGCUCCCGUCAGCCCCAGGGCAGGCUGUGUGUCUCGGUCCUCGUCCAUGUCCGUCAGGGGCUCCCUGGGGGCUGGAGCCUGACCCUCCGGUCGGCACGCUUUCCCGCGGUCACUCUCAGCCAGACGCUGACAGGAGCGGACAGUCCUGGGGGCAGGUCCAGUAACGACAUUUCCUCAGAGUGUCUUCUGUUCUCUACCCCCCCUGUAUAAUCUAUUUAUUAGCAAUAUAUAUCGACCAGUCCAUGUUUGUUUUUAAGACCCGCCCCCCCUCCCCAGAUCCCUUCAGUCGUUGAAUAAAACCGAUGUUGUAGGAAGAUGGGUCACGCUGUGCAUGUGCGGCCCGGUUCAGGAAACACGGCAGCUGAAGGUGGCCUGCAGGCCUCUGCAGCGGGAAGCUCUCCAUUCAGCUCAGUGUGCCCAUCACCCAUUCCGAUAUUUAUAGAUCAGACAGGUAUUUUUAAAUUAUAGUUUAUGAUGCGAUAUUGUGUUCUGCUCUGUGCACGGAGAGAAAUGAAGACUUUGUGCUCUCCAACCCUACAAUUUUUCUCUAAUGCCCUGUUUCCAAGUACUUAGGUAGUGGUUUUUAUUUUUUUUUCCUAUAGUUUUCUCUUCCUACUUCCUGGAUUUGUUUUUUUGCUGCAGAAUAAUGCUGCUUUGUGGUUUUGCUCUGGGGUCUGUUGUGCUGUGUCUCAUAGCCCAUCACUCCAAAAUUUGUCCUGGAUCCAAGAUCCCAUUCCUGCGCCUGCCGUGGUAGGGAAACGUCUCUGCCUGUACAUUCCAGAACAGCGGAACUACUACUCCUGAGCGCUCUGGAGGAUUUCAGGGUUUCCUCAGUCACAGGAGACAACCCAUCUUGGUCCCCGAAUACCCUUAGGUUUAUAAGUCUAGCUGUCUUUUUCCCUCCAGGGCAGCUCAUCCUAAUUUCAAGGGAAGAAUUUAAGAAGUAAAGUACUGGGGCUGUGGGGCCCGCAGACCAUAGCAGGGGAGCACCCCCCACCGAGCUGCAGACCCUGGGACACCCCCUCACCCCGGUGGUGUGUUAGCAUAGGUGGUACCGGGUGCCCCCAGCAAGCCACUCGGUUCCACACUUGUUUAACGUGCAGAAGCAUCUUCUCUGUUUAAAUCUUAAUAAAGUUGCGUGUUGCCAGUC